AUGAGGUUCAUGAGUCUGAAGGCUGCCGGCUUCCCUUUGCGCUUGCUUCCUCGGUGUGUUCCGUCUGGGGGCCUGGCGGGUCGGACGUGUUCUGCCUGGCACAGUGUUCCUGCCGGUACGCCAGUAGCAGCCGCACUGGGAGACUUCCAGUGCUCCGUCUACUCCUGCAUGAGUGCACCGACAGAUGCAGUUCUUAACAUCAGCACGUCAGCCCAGCUGACCCACUCCAUGCCCGCUGACUUCACACCUCCAGAUUCUCCUCAUCUUGAGUCGUCCGUUUCUUACUUUCCCUACUUCGACUCCUCGUACUUGGCAGUGGCUGCGUCGCUCAAUGGAGGGAAUGUGCUCGCCACGUUUGCAGAGACGUUGAAGUCUUGGAUGAGAGAGCUCGGUGUGGAGCUGACAGACUCGUGUUUGUAUGAGAAAUUGAUCACCUGCGCCCUGAAGCAGGAAACCAGUGACCUGAGGGUGAGUCCCACCAUCUUGGGGGAGAGGCAUGCCCCUCUGAGCCUGGGUCAGGUGACCAACAUCUCCACCUCCAAUCUCUCCCUGGGUCACAUGUUCAGGGCGCUCUGCUGUGGCGUCCUGACAAACAUCUCCUCCAUGAUGCCCGCUGAGCGUCUGCAGCAGGCGGGGGUCCUCAGGAUCGUGGGAAGCGGGAGCGCCCUUGCUCGCAAUCAGGUGCUCCGGCAGGAAGUGGAGAAGGUGUUCCCUCUGCAGGUGGUGUACGGACAGAACGCAGACUCUGCAGCCGGCGUGGCCAUGGUUGUCUACGACAGGCUUUGA
Messenger RNA from Nematolebias whitei (Rio pearlfish), 786 nucleotides. RefSeq names its product sedoheptulokinase (gene shpk). The coding region runs from base 1 to 786 and encodes 261 amino acids. Gene Ontology annotation, biological process: cellular response to lipopolysaccharide. The transcript is spliced from 4 exons. Gene Ontology annotation, cellular component: cytosol. Lineage: Eukaryota; Metazoa; Chordata; Actinopteri; Cyprinodontiformes; Rivulidae. Gene Ontology annotation, molecular function: sedoheptulokinase activity. The record is from RefSeq and is a predicted model, not a curated record.